Molecule: messenger RNA, 3812 nt
Organism: Chenopodium quinoa (quinoa)
Lineage: Eukaryota; Viridiplantae; Streptophyta; Magnoliopsida; Caryophyllales; Amaranthaceae
Product: pentatricopeptide repeat-containing protein At1g43980, mitochondrial-like
Exons: 2
Coding region: 364-2301 (645 amino acids)
Biological process (GO): RNA modification
Molecular function (GO): protein binding; RNA binding
Source: RefSeq, a predicted model, not a curated record
AAUAAGUUAGAGAAAUUCAUAACACCAUUUUUUUUUUUAAACCAAGUUCAAAAUAACACUUUAUUUCAUGCGAAAACGAUGAAGCCCCGAGAAUAAAAAAAACUGAUGAACCGUAGACCUAUCUGUCCUCAUUUUCCCGCUCUCUCUCUCGGUUUUUCAUUGAAGCGCACUCCACUUGGCGACUUCUGAAAUCUCAUCCUCCUUUGACGCAGCUUCUGAGCACCGAAAGUGACGUGGUUGAUGAUUGCAGCAAGUUAUUAUUCUGGUAAUGGCAUCUCAAAAGCUGCCCGUCCAUGUACAAGGGGCCUAUAUAGGAAAAUAUAGUGGCCCUAUGGUUAUUUAUAAUUGAAGAGAGGGUUUUGUAUGUACCCUUUGGUAAAGCAAAUACAUACCAUUCCCAGAACACUAACCUUUUUCUCCCGCUUACUUGACCAUUGUCACUCAUCAAAGUCAGUGAAUUUAACCAAAGUGGUCCAUGGCCAGUUAAUAAAAGUUGGAUUUAAUUGUCACACAUUUUUAGGUAAUCGCUGCCUUGAACUUUAUACCCAGUGUCAAUUCGUUGAUGACAUCCUUAAAGCAUUUGGUGACAUACCAAGGAAGAAUACUAUAUCUUGGAAUAUUUGCUUGAAGGGGUUGUUGAAUUGUGGCCACAGUGAGAUGGCUCAGUCCUUGUUCGAGAGGAUACCUGAACAAGAUGUUGUUAGUUGGAAUACUAUGAUUUCAUGGUAUGUCUCAUGUGGACAUAGUGAUUGUGUGUGGGAAAAAUUCCGAGAAAUGCAAUAUAUGGGAGUGAAGCCAAGCGGGUAUACUUACUCAAUUGUCGCAUCAUUGGUGUUUGAUGCCAUCUUGGGCAAGGAGCUUCAUGGUAAGAUGAUUAGAAGUGGUUUAAUCAGGUCAAACUUGGUUCUAGGGAAUUCUUUAAUUGAUAUGUAUGGCAAGAUUGGCCUAAUUGACUAUGCCGUUGGUGUUUUUUUGAGUAUGGAACAUUUGGAUUUGAUAUCUUGGAAUUCAUUAAUUGUGGGUUGUUGUAAAGCUGGAUUUGGAGAAUUAGCACUUAAUCAGUUUUCUUCAAUGAGAUACUUGGGGUUUCCACCUGAUGAGUUUACAUGUUCUGCAGUAAUCACUUGCUGUACGAAUUUGCGAAACUUAGAAAAGGGUAAGCAGAUUUUUGCUCUCUGUAUCAAGGUUGGCUUUCUUAGCAAUUCCAUUAUCUCAAGUGCCAUUAUUGACCUGUUCUCGAAAUGCAACAGAUUGGAGCAUUCAGUUCAACUCUUCAAAGACCUUGACAGACACAAUUCUGCAGAUUGCAAUUCCAUGAUAUCAGGCUAUACAUCUCAUGACAUAAGUGAGAGUGCUAUCCAACUCCUCAUGGUCAUGCUGAAGGAGGAUAUUAGGCCUACAGAGUUCACCCUUAGCAGUAUUUUGUCUUCCAUUAGUGGUAUGGAAGUGGUGCAAGGAACUCAUAUCCAUUCUUUGGUGGUUAAAAUAGGUUUUGAGAUUGAUUGUGUUGUCUGUAGCUCGCUUGUUCAUAUGUAUGCAACACUUGGGUUGAUCGAUUGUGCUACGAAAAUUUUUGCGAGUAUGACCUCGCCAGAUCUGAUUUCUUGGAAUACCAUGAUUAUGGGUUUGACUCUUAAUGGGAGAUUAGUUAAGGCAAUAGACACUUUCAAUGAACUACAUAGAAGAGGUCCAUUGCCCGAUCAAAUAUCACUAACUGGUGUUUUACGAGCGUGUAGCUAUGGAGGUUUUGUUGAUGAAGGAAUUGUUAUAUUUUCAAAAAUGGAGGAAUAUUAUGGUGUUAGACCCUGCAAUGAGCAUUAUGCUUGCCUUGUAGAUCUGUUGUGUCAAGAUGGUAGGCUCUAUGAUGCAAUGGAAAUUAUUGAAUUGAUGCCUUAUGAACCAAGUUCAAUGAUUUGGGAAUUGUUACUUCAUGCUUGUGCAAGUCAUGGAGAUGUGAGGCUUGCAGAGAAAGUAGGUGUGAGAUUGAUGGAGUUGGAGCCACAUUUAUCUCUACCUUAUGUGAUAUUAGGUCGUGUAUAUGAGAUAAGGGGCCAGUGGGAGGAUGCAGUUCGGGUGAGGGAAGCCAUGAAGAGGAAUGUCUCACAGAAGGUUGUUGGAUGUUGUUGUAUUGUGAUAAAAGAUCAUGUAUAUAACUUUACGGGAGAACAGCUGCAACAGCAUGCAGGCAGAGAUAUUUACUCCAUUCUCAGAUUAAUGGCUUGGGAGAAGGGUGAAACGAUGAUCAUGGAAAUUAAUCAGACAGAUACUGAUGCUAUUGCAAACAUGGUUAUGGUAUUAUGAGAUGUGUUCAUAUGCUCAUUCCACAAAGAACAAUGCUACUGGCGGCUGGCAUACUGCUCGGGAACUCAAAUAUGCAUUCUAUGCUUGGUAUGACAUGUGAUAGACCUCUUUAGCAUUAAUGCUGGUAUUAUAAAAAAAAUUCCUGCAAAUCUGUUGCCAAUAUCUGCCAAUUUUCACUAAUUUCAUCUUGUAUUACCAAGUUUAUUCUCUUUAAUUCAUAUUAAGCAUAUAUAUUUUCUUGUGUGUACUUUCUACCAAUGCUGAAUUUUGCGCAGGGACUGUUGGGGUCAGCCUAGUGCUGAGGUGUUGGUAAGUGUAACUGUUGCCAUCCUCGAUUUUGAGUUCCCAGUUUUGAUUUUUUUGCACACAUUUUCUGGUUUAUUAUCAUCAGAUUCAUCACAGCUAAUGUUGAAUAUUGUCUGAAAUUUCUGUUAUUCCAGCUAUUCAACUUUAUAAUUUGAGGGUUUUAAUGCCAAUGGUUUAUGUUGUGUAAUUUAGUAGGGUAUUUUACAAUCUUUGCUAUUUCAUUUCUAUUUUUUAGAUGUAUUGAAGUUUUCUUGAAAUUCUAGGUUUCGGAGGGUUGACUAGUCAGGCGGUUAUGCUUAAAUAUUUUGAUUCUGAAUGUGAUUUGAUCAAUUGGCCUGAUGUGAAUCCGUCCUAUGUUAUUCGCAAGAUUGUGACUAAGUGUGGUGUCUAAUUUGAUUAUGUGAGGCCCUUUUCUUUUUAAAAGUAAUUUUAUACUUCCUCUGUUUUAUUUUUACUUGCAACACAACCUCAAGGUACGUACUUUUAGAAGGUGAUUAGAGAAGGUAAGCGAGUCCCUUUAUCAUUAUAUUUUAACGUAGGGAAGUGUUAGGUACUAUGUGUAAUAAUUAUUAUAAUUAAUUUGUCCAUUUACAUUGUCUAAUCUCUUCCUCAAACAAUGUGCCUUGAGAGUAUAUUGCAAUUAAAAGAAAACAGCAAAAAUAUAUAAUUAUUAGUUUCUAUUUAUGAGAAUGUAUGUGAGUAGUUAUUAGCUUCCUGAGAUGUUACACAUUAUCAGAAAUUACCGUUUGUUAUGAUAUAUGUUUUAGAGUUCUGAUUUUGUCUUAUACCUUUCAUUAGUUCAAUUUAUAGCUCUUUUGUUUUGUAUAGUGUAUUAUGUAAUGGAGCCAACCGAGCCAUCCCUACCAGCCAAGCCACCUGUGAUUCUAAUGUAUGCAAGAAGAAAAAGACAAGAGGGGAACACGGAGAGAAUGCAGCAGCUGCAGCAAGCAGAGCAGCAACCACAACACACUGAGGUUUCUGAAACCCUUUAGCGGGUGCCAUCAGAAUCCCUUUUGAUAGAUGGAGAAGUCAAAUUAUGUAAAUAUAAAUAGGAGAGUAUGAGAAGUCAUUCAGUUAUUUUGUAAUUUGUGCUUGCACUAUGAGAUUGAUAGCUUUAAGCUUACUUUGAUGAUUGGUAGGCUAAAGCUACCACGUUUGUAUCAAACGCUUCUCAAUUUAUGCCAAAGAAUCAAGCUUUCUCUUCA